CUAUCCGCCAUUUUCCAGUCGCCAUUGAAAGGUGAAAACUUCACUAAAUGUCGGUGAUGAUUUUAAGAUUUUGAGUGGUUUCUUUAAGAUUGAAUCAGUUUUUAGUGUUGUGAAAUGAAAAUGAAGUGCCCCGGACUACCAUGACGCAUCAAAAUCACCAAACAAACGGUGCAAGUCUCGAGGAUUGCCACACAAACUUCUUCGCCUUGACGGAGCUGUAUGGCAUAAAAUGGCGUAAGCUAGUGUGGGGCGAGUCGCACGGCGGCGGGCCCGCCGAGGGCGAGGAGGGUGCGGCGCCGCUGGCGGACCCCGUGAUCGCCAGCUACGCGCGCUGCCUGGCCGGCGACAUAUUGUGCGUGUGGCGGCGCGUGCCCGCCGCGCAGCCUCUGGAGCUGGACAUGGGCAUGGCCGCGCCGCCACCGCCGCCGCUCUCGCUGCGCGCCUCCAAGGAGCUCUGGAUCUUCUGGUACGGCGAGGAGCCCGACCUCAACGGGCUGGUCGCGCCGGAGCUCAUCAAGAGCCAAGGCGACCAAGGCUCCUGGGAGAGCGGGCUUUCCUACGAGUGCCGCUCGCUGCUGUUCAAGGCGUUGCAUAACUUAAUCGAAAGAUGCCUGUUGUCGCGGGACUUCGUGAGGCUGGGCAAGUGGUUUGUCCAACCAUACGAUGGCGACGAGGAGGACGUUGGCAAAAGUCCGUGGCACCUUUCGUUCUCGUUCGCGUUCUUCCUGCACGGCGAGAGCACGGUCUGCGCGUCGGUGGACGUGCGCCAACACCCGCCCGUGCGCACCCUCACGCCCAAGCGCCUCGCCAGGAUGAACGAGCCGCAGGCCGACCGCCAAGGAGAUAACAAAGUGAUCCUUGCGCCCUUCGGCCUAGAAGGGCGUGCGACGGGCCGCGAGUGGAGCGACAGCGACGCUCCUACCGCGCGGCUGUUGGACGCCUGGCGACACCUCUACCCCCUGGAGCAAGGCUGCGGCGCCGUUGAGGUGGAGUGCGGCGGAGUGCGCAUGCGCUACCCCGUGCCGUACGUGCUGCUGACGGAGAUGGAGGCGCCGCGCGCCGCCGCGCCCGCCGCCGCGCUGCUGGCCGGCCGCGCGCUCGCCGCGCUCUGCACGCCGCUGCCGCACCAGACGGCGGAACUCUGCUACUCGGAGUCGUCAGGCGAUGUCAACGACGACUUCGCCGAUCCCACCAGAAAGACACCAUGUACCUGUGCCAAGGGUGGCUGCGCGGGCGGCGGAGUGGGCGCGUGCUCUCCCGGCAGCUGUGGGGGCGUGUCUCCGGCGGGGGCGCCCUCGCCGCACCACUCGCACGCCGCGCUGUCCGCACUCACCGCGCACCAGGUGAGCGGAGUUCCGACGGCGCUGCACACGCCGGCCCCGACGCCCGACCCGCUGGCGCCGCCCACGCCCGCGCCGCCCUCUGCGCCGCCGCACAAGAACUACGCACAGGGCGAGUCACCGGGCGGCGGCGGCGCGGCGGGCGCGGGGUCGCCGGGCGGCGUGGCGGGCGCGGGCGCGGGCGGGCCGCAAGCCGGCGCCGCGCCCGCGCCCGCGCUAAUGCGCCGCCCCGCGCUGCCCGCGCCGGAGAAGCGCCUCGACCCGCUGGAGGACGAGCACUCGCUGCACAUGCUGUACGACUACACCUCUGUGCACGCCUGGUUGGAACACCCCGUGAAACGGUUCAAGAGCUCGGAAGGCGCUUUCCGCGAGGAGCUCGCGCUCGGGGCGGGUGCGGCCACGGACCUGUACGCGGGCCACGACCACACGCGCCUGCCCGCCGCGCUGGCGCACCGGCCCGCGCCGCUGCUGCACAUCAAGCAAGAGAAGCAGGAGCACGACGAUUCGAAAGAGUACAAGAAUCUAUACACCUCCGACGGCUUAUGUCCGACGCUGAAAGACCUGGACCAAAUAUUCGAUAACUCUGACGACGCCGCCAGCGGUGAUGAGACGGUAAGACUUUUGCAAGUACAGACUCCCCCAGACUCCAACAAGUCUCUGGAGGAGACUCGCUGCGGUGCGGGCGGGGGUCGUUGCGUGCGCGCGGAAGAGCUCAGUAAAAUGUUCCCGACGCCGCCGAGUAUGGAGGCGCACGCGCAGCCGUCGCCAGGCUUCUCCCCGCCCGACGACUCGCACACGCACCUGCACCACGUGCACGCACACCACCGCGCGCAUGGCUCCCCGCCGCCUGACCCGAUAGAGGACUGGUCAUAUGUGUUCAAACCGCCCACGAUAUACAAAUACGUGGGAUCGUCGAAGUACGAGCCCCUAGCCACGUUACCGAGUCAGAUGCAGCCGCCCGUGGCGCUGCCUUCCCACGCCCAGUACCGGCCCAGCUGGCAGCGCAAGCACGAACCCGCCACGCCGCAUCGAACCGCGACGCCCGCGAUCGAGAGCAACAGCAACAACACAACAAACAGCAGCACCAACACCAACAACGGCGGCGUGAAGCGCUCAAUAUCAACGAGCAACGAGCGGGUGAACGCGUCGGGCGUCGCCAGCGUGGAGUCCCGGCCGUCGCCGCGCAGGCCCGGCGCCGGCUCCGUGGCGUCCCCCGCCUCCCCGCGCGCCGCCGCGCCCGCCUGCCCCGUGCUGCUAAACGUGCUGCUGGCCGACACCGUGCUCAACGUGUUCCGCGACCACAACUUCGACAGCUGCACGCUGUGCGUGUGCAACGACAGCGGCACCCGGGUAGUGGGAAACAUUCGCGGGGCGGACGCGGCCACGUACCUUCCUGGGGGGGAUUGGGGCGGCAGUGUGGACGACGAGCCUUCGCGUUGCUCGUGCGGUUUUAGCGCCAUCGUCAACCGACGGCUUGCGCAUCGAGCCGGCUUGUUUUACGAGGACGAGAUGGAGAUCACCGGCAUCGCGGAGGAGCCGGGCGGGCGCGGCGCGGCGGGCGGGCUGGCGGACGUGGCGGGGCUGGUGGUGGCGCAGUGCGCCGCGGUGGCGGGCGGCGCGGCGUCGGCCGUGGCGCGCGCCGCCCGCCGCGCCGCCGCGCUGCCCGGCGCGCCCGACCACCUGCGGCUCAACCAGCUGGAGUACUCGGAUGGUGGCGCCGCAGCCGAACGUGCGUUGCGUGCGGCCGCGGGCGGCAUCGGCUGCUUCGGGCCCGCGCCACCCUGCGGCGCCGUGCACCGCUGGCCCUUCAUAGGCGCGAGAGCGCCGAGGUCCUCCAGAGAUGUCGUCAGAUUGAUGCGACGCCUGCGGCCGCUACUCCAGGACGCGAUACAGAAGCGGUGUUGCGGCGCGCGCAUGUGGGACGGCGUCACCGGGCCGCUGACAUGGCGGCAGUUCCACAGGCUGGCCGGCCGCGGCAACGAAGACCUCUGCGAGCCCCAGCCCGUGCCGCCCCUGCUGGUGGGCCACGACCGAGACUGGAUAUCGCUCUCGCCGUACGCCUUACGACAUUGGGAACGGCUAUCGCUCGAACCGUAUUCGUACGCGCGGGACGUUGCGUACGUAGUGCUGACGUCCGACGGUGACGCACUAUCGGAUCCCGUCAAGACGUUCUUCCGGGAGUUGUCUACGUCGUAUGAGGCGUGUCGACUGGGACGACAUCAACCCAUAGCGAGGAUAGCGCGGGACGGCAUCGUAAGGACUGCGCCCAGCGAAAGUGACCGCGACACAAAUUCUGAAGAGUGGACGGGUGAAUUACCUCCGGGCAGACUAGGCGAAUACAUGCGAGCGUACGCGGAGACGCUACGGACGAACCUCGUGCCGCAGCUGGCUUCACUCAACGUUGACCGGACAUUAUUUGAAGGUAGCACGAGUGGCAUGCGGCCGCCAGUGGCGCCGGAGCGGCCGGGCACGCCGGGGGGCGCAGCUAGCGGCGCGGGCGGCGCUGCGGGCGAGCACGAGGCGGAGGCCGCGGGUGCGUGGGAGGAGGACGAAUCAGGCGCGCCGGCGCUCGUCAUAUACGUCGUGGAGCCGCCCGCUGCGCACGCGCACCGGCCGCGAGCGCUUGCAGCCUUGCUGAGACUAGCCGCGCAAGCGCAUACGCAUCUCCACCACCACAAUCCACUCAUCAAGAUAAUAUCCUUAGAAGGCGUCUGCGAAACGUGGAGUGCGCAGGGCGGGUGCAGUUCGGAAGUGCGCGCGCUAGCCUUCAGUGUGUUCACGGGCGCGCGACGCCUCAUGUCACAUCCGCCUAACGGGAAGUCGCUUACCGGCUUCGGCACCGCUGCUAAUGCCAACCUGUUCCUCAGCGCCAAAGACGAGAAAAACCGAGCGCCGUACAAGCUGUUCUCGCCAGCGUGGGUGCUAGCGCCGCCGCGGGCGCUCAAGGAAGUCGCCGAGACGUGGGGCUCAACGUGCGGAGACCAAAGUGCUGUUUUGUUCCUGGCAUAUUGCUUAUCGCACGACCAACGGUGGCUGUUGGCCGCUGCUACGGACGCGCGUGGCGAGCUAUUGGAUACAGCUGCCAUCAACAUACACGUACCUGCCAGAUCGCGACGGAAGCGCUGUGGCCCGGCGCGGCGGCUAGGUCUAACGAAACUGAUGGACUUCGCUCUGGGCAUCAUGUCACAAUCCGUUCAGCCUUGGCGACUGGUCGUAGGCCGCGUGGGUCGCAUUGGCCACGGCGAACUCAAAGGUUGGAGUUGGUUACUCUCGCGACCGAACCUAAACCGAGCAUCGAACAUGCUCCGCGAAAUAUGCGGCAGUUGCUCUUUACUGUACCGAAGUGGAGCGCCUUGCAUCCUCUCCGCCUGCCUGGUGUCCACCGAGCCGGACUCCUGCCUGCGCCUGAUGGCUGACAGGUUUACACCUGACGAGAGGUUCUCGCAGGCCUCCAUACAGUCCCACCUGCACACGCCGAGAGACGUGACCGCGACGCAUAUACUCGUCUUCCCCACUUCUGCUACUACACAGUCCAACCAGAUGCCAUUCGAGCCUCCCAACGCGAACGGCGAGGAGAACGACAUCCUCAUGGGGCUGGAGAUGCCGGACGAGGAGAUGGGGGAGGAGAACAUGACGGACCUGCUGGACGAGAUGUUCAUGUGGCCCCCGCGCAGCCCGCACGCCUCGCCGCGCCGCCACGACGACGACGCCAGCCGCGAGGGCAGCCCUGCGCGCGCGCACCUCGCGGGCGCCUACUCGCGCGACGACGACCACCAGCCGGAGAACGUGGGCACAGUACUCCAGCAACCCUUGGCUCUCGGAUACCUCGUGUCCACCGCGCCGCUGGGGACCAUGCCUAGCUGGUGGUGGGCGAGCUGCCGGCACCUGCGCGACGCUUGCCCCGCCUUCUUGAAGAACGCCUUACAUCUGCAGUGUGCCGCACAGGAUGACUAUACGACCUCACUGUCGCAGCGGCGCGACCAUAAUGCACAUCCGCUGGAUUCCACCACUACCACAGACGUACUCAGGUACGUGCUGGAAGGGUAUAACGCUCUUUCAUGGCUCGCGCUGGACGGUACGACACACGACCGACUGUCGUGUCUGCCGUUGCAUGUCCAAGUCCUAAUGCAGCUCUACCACACGGCGGCCGCGCUCGGCUAGAGCACAAUUCAUCUUUGUUUUGUAACGGGAACUUUAUCGCAGACGACCGACAAACCACAAACUGCUUCACUCAUGUUCAUUACUGAGAGUAAACAAUCUCGUCCAAGAAAAGCUCUGGGUCACGUGAUAAGCAAUUGCAGUCGACAAUCACUGCUCAAAUGCUAACCACUUGUACAAUUAAACAUAUAAAUUACAACAAAGGAAUCACAUUUGAUGUUGUCCCAAAAGAUUACAGUAAUUCUAGAGAAGAAGAAAAACGAAGGAUACAGUGAACACGCGAUAAAUCACUCCGGUAGUGUUUAAUGUGACAUGAUUAUAUAAUAAGUUUGUUACUGACCCAUUUAAAUGGUGCCAUUGCAUAGUGUGCUAUCAAGUAUAGCCGGUCGUCUAAGAUGGAAGUAAUCUGUUCCAAGUGAAAGUGCACCGCGCCACGAGAAAUAUUCAAACAAGUCCAUAAAAUACUUGCAUUUGUUAAAGUUUUUAUAUUGUGAAGUUUCACAUAGGCACAGUGUAGUGAAAAAUAGUGAUAAAUAGACAUUGUGUGUAGCAAAUGAAGAGGUGAGCACCAUCUGUGUUGGUUACCAUUAUUGUAAUUUAAAUUAUUUAUUGGGAGUUGUUGAGAAGGAUGUUGUAUGUCUGUAAUAGCAAUCAUCACAUAUUAUUUGUCUUAGAUUCUUCUUCUUUUCGAUCUUACAAAACUUAUUUAUAUUUUAUUUAUUUCUUACUUACAAUAUUUAUAAUAUUAUUUACUGGUAUUAUUUUUUUAAUAUGAGAUUGAUGUUACAGACUUGCGAAAAUAAAAUGACAUUGUUAAAAAAAUAGCUAAAUUAGUUGCAUUAAAAGAAUUACUCAGUAUCAGUAGAAAUGUUCAUGGUUACUUUAGUAACCAACAGUAUCAUUUAUUAUAAUUUUCUGGAUGAUUUAAAAUCUUGAGAUUUUUUUUUCUUUAAUAGAAAGUUGUGUGUAGUGUAUUAUGUAAUUUUAAUAACACCAAGUCUUAUUUAUUUUCGUUUGUGAUAUAUGAAAAUACACUACAUACAAACUUGUACACAAAAGUAUAGAAUUAGAAGGCAGUACUUAGGUAAAUUAAUUAAAUGGUAUGGCUUAUGUAUGAUGGCUUCAUUAGGGAAGAGUUAUUGUUGUCAAGAUGUGGUGUUUAAUCCUUACGAGGGUUGUUGAGGUGGUUAUUGAAUAGUUAUAGUCAAUCGACGGAUAGUGAGUGGUGACUCCAUUGUUUGACCUCUUUGUUAUAAGUAUUCAGAAUUAUAAGAAUGUUGUGUUCUUUUGGAGAAUUAUUUUGUUCAUAAGCUGCAGAUAACAAAUAUUGUUAUAGAAAACUAUAAAGCUAAAGAUUACCUUAACUUACCAUAAUAUUACUGGUUCAAAAGUUCGAAGGUUAUAAUUUGUUUCUGUUGCUUGUCACACCGUACUAAGCUGUCACUUGCCAAAGUGGAGACCUUGAGCAUCCAACAUCAAAGUUAUAUUAGUAAAUGCUCUUUAUGAUUUUGGUUCAAAAUAUUCAAUACGUUAUAACAAAUAGGCAUUUAUUUGGAUUGGAAGUUACCACAAACUUGUGUGAAUAUCAAAAUGUUAUAUUAAAACAUAGAAAAUUUAUAAAAAGAUGUUAGAUAAGCCGGGGAAUUAUAUUAAUAUAUUAAAUAUAAUAAAUUAAUAAAAUCUUCAACAAAGGGCCAAUUUGGAAUAAAAAGACAGAUACCUAACAUCUGUCAUCUAUUGAGAUUUGUCUCAUUUAAGAGCAUUUCAUUUUCAUUUAUUCUCGUGAGGGAAAAAGAUUUCUUCCAUUAUGGGCUUUCGAAAAAUAUUGAAUCUUCCAUGAUCUCACUCUCCAUUGACAACCUCAUUUUCUAUAGUAUAGCGUCCACUUUAAACAGCAUUGUAUUUAUUUUUAUGGCCAACUUUAGCCACUUUUAUAAAAACAAAAUCAUAAAAUUUUGUAAUUAUACCCUUUUUAUAAGUUUUUCUAAUUGUUCUUUUCUCCUAUUGAAUUUAUAUGGUUAUCCAAGUAAACAAUUUUUGUUGUCAAGAUUAUAUCAUUCAUAUCAUUACAUAGUUAAACUAAAUACGAUUUAAGCACAAGACACACAAAUCAUGCAAUGUCACCAAAACAAUGUGCUAAUAUUUGAAUAUUAAUAACUUAUAUUUAUUUUAGGAUUUCGUUGGGACCUUUUGAUUCUCUGCAUUAAUAAGUAAGUCUUGGUAGGCAAAGAACUAUAACACCACGGAACUUCCCUCCUUCAGGUUUUUUACCUACAUAGGACUUAAACUUUACAUAUACUAAAUGGCAAAAAAAUACACAACAAAAGAAUAUUGAAUUUUACAUGUUUCCAACAAUUUAUUGGAUUUCAUGUGACAAAUCUUGUUUUAUCACAGUAUCAUUCAAUUAUCCGCUCUCUUAGCAAAUGCAUGCAAUUUUAUGCACACAAAAAAACACAUUUCUGUGUAAUGGGCUCUAAACUGUGCUUACCUUUUUGAGGUAAAUCACGAACUUUAACCAAAGCUGAUCACUAAUUGAGCAAAAAUUAUUAAGUACAUAAAAAUGCAACAUUCAUGCCUGCAGAUGAUGUCAAUAGUAUUCUUAGGAAUAGAAAAAUUGUGCUAAAGGUAAUAGCUACAGAAAGAUUGACACAUAAUCUCAUUUAUGCAUGCCAUCUGCAUAAAUGAGAUUAUGUGUCAACCUUUCUGUAGCUAUUAUACUAGGCGUUUCACUAGUAGAUACAUAUUCUGUGAUACAUGCUAAAGGUAGUAUUCUCCAGAGUUGAGCGAGGUUUCAAUGCUUGAGGUAGUGUUAAAGACCUACCAAUGAAAUUGAUUAUAUGUCUUGGUUCCGUGUAGCCUACAAUUUAUCCACAAUGUUCUGAAGGAGUUAGGCUAUCCUAAGUAUUUUUAUAAACUCACUGUAGAUCUGGAUGUGUCUAACUAACUCAUCUUACACUGCUUAGCAUUGAAGGAAACAAAGGGUGGUUAAAAGGUCAUGCAGCAAUUAUAGCAAAUAACUGUUAAAUCAAAUUUAUCACUUUAAUUAAUGGUUCAAUGAAAUAAGAUUAAGACACUGGUUCCAAUUUUCUUAACUAAACAAAAUUGACAGGUCUCCUUUCCUUAAUCCGUUUACGAUGUUCCCUGUGGAAAAUGUUUGCAUAAUUUUUAACUCUGUCACUUUAGUGUUCAGAGAUUUGGGUAUAACAGAAUUGUCACAUUGUGUUUUUUACUAUGGAAACUAACUAGUAGAAAAUAAAUAGUAAUAUUACAAUAUUGAGAAUAUAGUACAGUAUCAUCACAAACAAAUUCUCUUAUACCAAGUUGUUUUAAUAACAUUUGCAUUUUUUAAUAAGAUCUCAUAUUGGUAGUUCUAGAAGUUACAUGAUGUUUUACUUUUAGAUUUGCCAAACUAUCAAACCAAAUGAAUGUUUAUAAAGAUUAAAUACUGCAUUAUAAACCAAAAUAUAAAACAACAUGACAAUUUCGUUUUAAUUUGGAUUAACUGAAAUGUCUACGCUAAAUAUUUGUAAUGGGCAAAAGGAUAAGAAACUUUUCGACCUGUCAUUGCAGUUUAGUUUAGAGAUAGAGAACCAAGUAAGCCCAAUUAUUGUAAGUUGUAAAAGGCUUGCGUCUGUGAAAAUUACUAUAAUGUGUAGUAUUUUGGAGUUGUUUUCAGUGAUCACUCUAUGA
Pararge aegeria (speckled wood butterfly) is the source of this 9188-nucleotide messenger RNA. It is a transcript of the gene skd, whose product is annotated as mediator of RNA polymerase II transcription subunit 13. Gene Ontology annotation, biological process: regulation of transcription by RNA polymerase II. Gene Ontology annotation, molecular function: transcription coregulator activity. The coding region runs from base 141 to 5501 and encodes 1786 amino acids. Gene Ontology annotation, cellular component: mediator complex. The record is from RefSeq and is a predicted model, not a curated record. NCBI's taxonomy places the organism in Eukaryota, Metazoa, Arthropoda, Insecta, Lepidoptera, Nymphalidae. The transcript has 29 exons.